ACCCAAAGAUCCGACCCGACUGACCCGAGUAUCAAUGGGCCUCAGCCCAUAAAAGAUAAACAUUUGAGAGUCAACAACUGAAGAAGAAAGAAGCAAUGAGAGGACGAUUCUUGACACUCUCAAGAGUAAAGCUCGAGCUUGCGAGAAGAAGAAUGUCUGCAACAUCCGUACCUUCAAUGGCGGAUUUUCUCACGAAAAAAACUUACUCUCCUCCUUCUUGGGCUUCUUAUCUUCUUCCGAUUCCUUCCCACACUUUCUCUCUCGCUCACCUUCCUACUCCGAUCCAUAAAUGGAAUCUUCCUGGUCUUCCUAAUGGCACUGAACUCUGGAUCAAGCGAGAUGAUUUCACCGGAAUGGAAUUGAGUGGAAACAAAGUCCGAAAACUCGAAUUCUUAAUGGCGGAAGCUGUUGAUCAAAACGCCGACACCGUAAUCACUAUCGGCGGUAUUCAGAGCAAUCAUUGUCGUGCUACAGCCACCGCAUCUAACUAUCUCAAUCUCAAUUCUCAUCUUAUUCUUCGUACUUCCAAGCUUCUUGCUGAUGAAGAUCCUGGAUUGGUUGGGAAUCUCCUUGUCGAGCGUCUCGUUGGAGCUAAUGUUCAUCUCAUCUCUAAAGAAGAGUAUUCUUCCAUUGGGAGUGAGGCUCUUACUAAUGCUCUGAAAGAGAAACUGGAAAAGGAGGGUAAAAAACCGUAUGUUAUUCCGGUCGGUGGAUCAAACUCUUUGGGAACUUGGGGUUAUAUCGAAGCAGCAAGGGAAAUUGAGGAGCAGCUGAAAAGUAGACCUGAUGGUCUGAAAUUUGAUGAUAUUGUGGUAGCAUGUGGCAGUGGUGGUACAAUUGCUGGUAUUUCAUUGGGGUCUUGGUUGGGAGCUCUAAAAGCCAAGGUUCAUGCUUUCUCGGUUUGUGAUGACCCUGAUUACUUCUAUGACUUUGUCCAAGGGCUUUUGGAUGGACUUCAAGCUGGUGUUAACUCUCGUGAUAUUGUUAGCAUCCACAAUGCCAAAGGAAAUGGAUAUGCCAUGAACACGUCAGACGAGCUUAAGUUUGUAAAGGAAGUAGCAAGUUCAACUGGUGUUAUUCUUGAUCCUGUUUACAGUGGGAAAGCUGCGUAUGGUUUGAUAAAUGAGAUCACCAAAGAUCCCAAAAAUUGGGAGGGAAGGAAGAUAUUGUUCAUACACACUGGUGGGCUUCUUGGAUUGUAUGAUAAGGUUGAUCAAAUGGCAUCUCUGAUGGGUAAUUGGUGCCGGAUGGAUGUUUCAGAAUCCGUCCCAAGAAAAGAUGGUGUUGGGAAAAUGUUCUAGCAAAACAAAUUCUGAUUUGUGAUAAAUCCUGUGAAGAUGUUUCAGACACAGUUCUGUUUUCUAUUCUGAUGUACUAUGUUUAAUGGCUAGGGACGAUUAUGAUAAAUAAACGGUGUGUCCACUCUUUCUUAGUUAUAUUUGUUAAACGUCAGCUAUCUAUUUUCUUCUUUUGCUCAACAUUUUCAGCUAAAGUCAAGCAAUGCUGCUCUCUACCAGAGUAUCAGACUCCGAAGAUACACCUUAAUCGCUUCGAGAUAUGUCUAUGUUGUUUUAACCAGGUUCUUCUCACUUGUUUUUCAUGGAUUCAUUCCUCUUUCUGUUGUUUAAUGUUCCAGUGGGUGUAAUCCAUGUGUUUGCAUGUUUCGAAACAAGCUCAAGAUGCCCUACAAGUCUGUGUUAGAUACUCUGCUUAUCGAGUCAUCACAUGUUCCCAGAGUGUGACAAACUAAACUCAUCAUGGAUUCAGCAAAUGAAUAGCUUCAGGUUCC
This is a messenger RNA of Arabidopsis arenosa, 1789 nucleotides long. NCBI's taxonomy places the organism in Eukaryota, Viridiplantae, Streptophyta, Magnoliopsida, Brassicales, Brassicaceae. The record is from the annotation of a GenBank genome assembly.